AUGAAAACCCUGUGCCAAAAAUGCACUGGGGACCGGCAGGAUCAGGGGGCCGGGAGGGAGCCCGUCGGGGGAGGCUGCUGCUCCUGCCCGGCCGCGGCCGCCGGCCCCCGCAAGAGGAAGCGGACCACCUUCAGCCGGGGCCAGCUGAGCGAGCUGGAGCGGGUCUUCGCCGCCCUGCCCUACCCGGACAUCGGCACCCGCGAGCGCCUGGCCCAACUCACCCAGCUGCCCGAGGCCAAAAUCCAGGUCUGGUUCCAGAACCGCCGCGCUCGCAGGAUCAAAAGCAGCAGCAGCAGCGGCGGCGGUGGCAGCCACGGGAGCGCAGCGGCCCGACGGGUCUCCGCCGUCUCCAAGCCACCCCGCCCUGUGCCCCCGGCGCCUCCUUCUCCUGGCAUCCGAGCCUCCGUUCCCUCCGGCCGGGAAGAAUCUCCGGAGCCUCCCCAUCGCUGGCCAGCGGGCUCCCUCCAGGAGGGGGAAGCCGGGGACCCAGAGGCCGGGGUGGCGGUGGCGGCGACCACCAGGGCCUGGACGGCGCUCUCGGACUGCUGGGAGGCCCUCCCGGCUGCCGCUCCCACCUCGCUGGGAUCCAUCUCGGAACUCAUCUACAGCGCCGCCCUGGUGGCCAACCUGGGGGAGGUGUAAGAACGACCCCUAAAGAAAAGCUUGGCGCGGGGGGGGCGGAGCUUGGGAAAGGGGCCCAGGCUUACCUGGGAUGGGUCCAGAAGCAGGUGAGGGGCAGUACACGGCACUCCCUUUUGGGAAGACCACUACCCACCAGCUUCCUUUUUCCUCUUCCCUCCUCCUCCUCCUUUCCUUUUGUGUUGUGACUCCUUCAAAUAGUUUUCCUUCCCUUGAUUGGGUAUACACUGUUCGGGGUGGUGUAUUUUGGGCCAUAUGGAACCCCUUUAUCGGGAAGCAGUCUAUCCGCACAUCCCAGUUGUUCAGGAACCGGCCUGGGUAAGAGCUUGUGGAUGGGUGUGUGUGUGGAAUUCCUGAAAUUGUCCCCACUACCCAAAACAAAUAACUCUCCUAAACUCUGUUGAGGAGCACCGUAUCCCUUCCACAAGCCUCAUAACACAAAUCCUCGAUGUUAUUAAUCUCCUGUAAAAAGAGAGAAGCAUCUCCUCUCCUGACUAAGGAUUAAAUGACCACAGCCCCCCCCCCCACACACACCCACGCUCGCACCACACACCUUGGUCCGAUUAAUCUGCAGGUUUUUCUCUUCUGUCCACCCCCCUCUCUUGUAACUCCAAUAAAAGUCCUGUUUUG
Pogona vitticeps (central bearded dragon) is the source of this 1269-nucleotide messenger RNA. The record is from RefSeq and is a predicted model, not a curated record. NCBI's taxonomy places the organism in Eukaryota, Metazoa, Chordata, Lepidosauria, Squamata, Agamidae.